This is a messenger RNA of Cyprinodon variegatus (sheepshead minnow), 4963 nucleotides long. Its product is annotated as filamin A-interacting protein 1-like. The record is from RefSeq and is a predicted model, not a curated record. Lineage: Eukaryota; Metazoa; Chordata; Actinopteri; Cyprinodontiformes; Cyprinodontidae. The coding region runs from base 453 to 2630 and encodes 725 amino acids. The transcript has 2 exons.
AUGUAAUGGGCGCCACAGACUUGCUGCGAGUGAGAGUCAGUUUGCAGAGAACGUCUCAUAAUGUUUGGUUUUCCGGAUGGAAUGUCCACAUCAUCAGGAAAACGGCAUAUUCCCAGGACUUUUAAGAAGGAAAAAGGACGACUUCUUUGUGCAGACUCAAGCUUUUGUUAACAGAAGAGAAAAGAUACCACAAAUUCAAGAGGGAGAAAAUGAAAGAGAAAUAUCAACUUUACAAGACGAGUUAACCUAGCUGAAGGUUUUUGUCUUGCUGCUUGCUGCAGAGAAAUAUUAAACUGCAGUGGUGGACAAAAUAUCAAGUGUUCCACGACCCCCACCGUUCAUACUGAGAGGUGGCUCAUCAAUGAUCAACGUAGUGUAAAAGGUACCGCUUACAUUUCUGAACUUUCAGGCUGACAAUUUCAAUACAGCAAAAGAAAACCAACAAAAAUAGCAUGACGGCCCCGAGCUUGUUGACUGAAGUGGAGGUCCUGAGGAGGAGGGUGUUGGAAAUGGAGGGGAAGGACGAAGAGCUGAUACGAAUAUCGGACCAGUGUCAAGACCUUGACCGCAGACUGGCAAAUGAGACCAGGAACUGCCGGGGUUUGAAGUUUGAGGUGGAUAAGCUCAACGGUAGAAUCUGUGAAAUGGAGAGGAUGGAGGGGGCUUUGGGUAAAAACAAACAGGAUUGUAGUAUCCUGAAGAGCAGCUUGGAGAAAGAGAGAGAGUUCAGCAAGGUGAUGUCUGGGGAGCUUGACGCUCUAAGAAUUAGGGUGAGAGAGCUAGAGGCUGUUGAGGGUCGACUAGAAACAAGUGAAAUGAUUGUCAGACAAGACCUGGGCAAACUCCGAGCCUUGACUGCGGCUCUGGUGGAGGACAGAAAGACUAUGGCAGAGAAGCUCCGACAGGCAGAGGAAAAGAUGAGUAAGAAAGAGUGCAAGAGAAAUGAGCAGGGUAAUUUGGCAAUGAUGACAGAGAGGCUGCGAGAGGAAAAGCAGCUGGCACUAAGAUCUAAGGCAGAUUUAGAAGAGAAGAUUAAGAACAUAAUGAAGGAAAAGGAUGAGCUCCAAGACAGACUGAAAACAGAGGAGGAUAAGAACAGGGAGUUACAGAGUAAAAUAACCACAAUGAAGAAAAAAUUUAACCUAUUUGAGAACAGGAAAGAAAAAGAAGAGAAAUACACAAGCAACAGCGCUCAUUUAUGCCAAACUGAGGACAAUAAAGUUAAAGAGCUGACUAAGGAGCUUGAUGAGCUGAAGAAGAGACUCCAGAACAAAGAGGUCUUAGAGGCAGAACUAUUGAAAGUAGAUGGAGAUAUUGAGGCUCUUGAAAGGAGGCUUCAUGAUGAAAGGAGGAGGUCACAAGCCUUAGCGACAGAGCUAGAGGAGGCAAAGAAGGAACUUGCCAGCUACAAGCAUGGGGAAAAGGAGGAGGUCAACAAGGAGCAUCUCCUUCUUUGCCAUCUUCAAAAAGAACAGGUCAAAUCCAGACUCCUAACAAGAGAAGUAGACACCCUGAAGGAGAAACUCCAGAAGCUGAUGGGGACAGAGGAGUCAAUCUGCAAGGUCCAGAUGGAUCAAUCAACACUGCAGGAAAAACUGACCCAGCAGGAAGCCAAGAACAAAGAGCUGGCCCAGCAGAUGGAGAAACUGACAAGUGAGCUCAGCAGUUAUAGACAAAUCAGGAACUGGACAUCUGUUGCCAAUAAACACUUCCCAGACCUCCAUCAGACCACCAAAGAAGUGCAAACUGAACCUGAAGAAAACCUUGUUUCCAACCACAACAUGCAAAGUAAGAGACUGAAUGAAGGAAACUCUGCCAAGAACCACAAUACUGAGGUCACAAAUAGAGAAAGCACUGUUGCCAGCUUCGACACAGCAAACAGCAACACCAGCAGCUGCUCAGAAGAGGAUAUGCACCAAACUGUUAACGGAGAGGUGAUGAUGCUGACACACACACCAGGACAGCCCUUGCAGAUUAAAGUCACACCGCAUCAUAUGAUCAGCACAGCCAUGCUCGAGAUUACCAGCCCUUCUGGAGAUACCAGUACUGCCAGCACCCCAACAAGUGCAGCAUCCUCAAAGCAGAGAAUCACCAUCAUCCAGAGCUCAAGUUCCCCCGUAAUUAAUCCUAAGAGCCCCACUUCUAGUCCCGACCGCACCCUCUCCCCAGUCAAUGGAUCACCGAUCUCCCGGGUGUUAAGUCCAAAAUCAUCCCGCUCUGUUACACCCGACAACAAUUCACCCAUUCAGAUUGUUACGGUCAGAACAUGUUCUCCUGAGCCAAGAGAAGUUGCAAAUCCAGCUAUUUUCUGCAAGACACCUGAGAGGUCGAACAGUUGGCAGCGUCAAAUGUCCAACAGCAGUGAUGCAAGUCCAAGUAUCAUCACAACAGAGGACAGCAAGAUCCACAUCCAUCUUGGAAGCCCCUACAUCCCGCCUCUGAAUGGUAUGGCCCAAAGCAUUCCACCGCCUGUUGGGCCAUACUACCUUCGGCAUGAGCAAAGGACUCAAGUGAUCACCAACGGAUGUCACGUGAAAGGUGUUGGAAAGAUCACCAGCAGCAUCACUAUAUCCCCUGCUAAUGCCCAUGCAUCACACUCAAACAUCACUUUUAGUGGUCUUUGUGAUUAGGAACAAAAAUGAAUUUACUGCACAAACUUUUUAUUCACAUAUAACCAUUGUAGUAACCCAGAUGUGCCUUUCGUUAAACUUAUUUACUUCUAUGUAGACCCUUUAAAAAUAUUAUAAAAAAUUAAACUGGUACACCUGACAGUAUAUCAAUAUGUAAUGAAAUGGUUGUUAACUUUGUUAAUUAUUUUCUUGAAUUAAUUCACUUUUGAGCACUUUUCAGAGAUUUUCUAGCCUUUUUCUUUAAUGCAGAGUAAAGUCAGUCAAGUUAGAGAUAAAAAAGCAAGAGAAUUAAAAAAAAAAACUAUUUUUUAAUGUGUAAGAAAAUAAAAAUGUGAAUGAAAAAUGUUUAAUAGUUUGAUUUAGAAGGAUUAAUCAUGGGCCGGUUACUGGAAUCAGCAUUUUGAAAGGUUUAGUAAAACCACAAACAUUCUUUUUUUUUUUUUUUUUAUGUUCCCAAAAUGUAAAGCUUAUUCAAUGAAAAUUCAGAGAAAGCUCCAGAGGAACCACACUCUUCUGGUUAACCUGUUGCUGAGCAUUACAGGUUAACCAGCUGAAUAAGAAAAGCUUUGUUUUUACCCUCUUCUUUUUAUUCGUUAUGCUUUUUUACAGCUACAUAACACUUUUCCACUUGAAAUGGACAAAUAUAACCAGGACUUUACUGAAACGGUAUCUGGUAGAAAUGAUUUGCACAGAUACCAGUUUUGCUUUGUGCUUUUGUUUGUCUGUGAUUUGAUAUGAUGAACAAUUUAUUGACAUUUAAACAACUGCUGCCUACCCAUUUAAAAUAAAAGCAAUACGAUGGUGUUAUACAUUUUUGGCUUCAAAUGUUUCUAAAUAUGAGAAAAAUUCUGGUAUUUUCACUCAAGGUUGCUACAGCUUGCGUAUUUCAAAUAUUGGCAAAGAGUCAAAAAUACUAAGGGAAUUAAGAAUACCAUCUAUGAUUACUAUAAAGAGAAACUUUACUAACAGGUUAUUUUGAAGUAUUUGUUUGAGUUUCUUAACUACAUUUUAAAAGAAUUAUACCAAGAAAUGAACGUGUAUAAUGUCUUUACAUCCUCUAAAUAACGCAUAAAAAUACAACACAUUUAUGUACAAUGAUGGGGAUAUCCCAAUUGCAGCUUAACUUUAUGGUCCCACAACUGUGAUGUUAAACUUGAUCGGGAACUAUUAAAACUAAUUUUAACAAUAAAAACCUCAAUACAUAGUGAUGAAAGAGAGCAGAUAUACAGAACUUGAUCUCAAACUUUAACCUAAAAUACCGGUAAGUAAAAACAACACGGAACAAAAAAGAUUCAUCAGGUCAGGAGAUUUGUUUCUAUUUAACCUCAUAUUAGCACUGAAAUGCAAGCUAAAAUUAGUCAUGGCUUUAAAGCAAAGUAACAAGCACACCUGUUAAAACAAGUGAAAAGGGAUUAUAGUUUAACCCAAAGGAGAACCAAGUAAAAGGCCUGAUUCCUGAAGUGUGUACUAAAAAGGUUAGAUUAAUUAGAUUUGUUUAAAAAGUAGUCACAAAUUGUGUUCUCUAAAUUAAAACGCUGACAUCAAAAAAGGGAACAGCAUCUGGAGAGAAUAUGCUGAUUAAAUCUAGAGGAAUAUACCCGCCCUGAUGUCAUCAGUUAGCACGCUUGGCGUAAAGCAUUUGUAGGCCACUUAGGUGAAGCUCUUCUUAUAAUCUCUGUUAUCAGAGUGAACAUUCACAUCAGUGAUAACCAUACAGGGAAUUACAAAUCUUUUCUUAUUCAUGAGUCUUCGAGUCAAUUAUAUUCCCUUGCAAACAGACUUCAGUUCCCCUUUUCUGCCUGAUCAAUUUGCUGGCAGACCUGCAGCAUUGUUGCUUCAAAGAGGACUUUAAAAGUAAAUUUUGGGAAGAAACAAUGAGAGUCAAGGUAAAGGGUUUCAGAAAGCUUGUUUCUAUGAUAUCUUCCUUCAACCUUGUGUUAUUAUGGGCCUUGAUUUUGGACUGCACCAGACCCAGUAGGGGAAAGAUCCCUUAGAUAAAGUAAAAAAGAAUAUUGAUUCCCUUACAUAAAAAACAUAAAAAAAGAAAAGUUAAUGUAUAAUUUGGUUCAUUCUAACUGCAUAUUCAAUUCAUUAUCAUGUAUUGAUGAAUUAAGACAGAUCAUAUAAAAAUACAAUGAAUAAUGCAUAGCAAUGUGUUAUUGUGUCUCAGAGACACCUGAAAUUGAUUUCUGGUUUUCUUCUAAUCUGAUCAAAUAUUAACAGAUAACAGAUGCAAUAGAACAUGGUAAUGCCAAAAAUAAUUGUCAAUUUUUAUAAAGGAAACAUAGUAAAGACAAAUCUGUUUUAUAUGGAAUUUAAAGCAUAUAUCAUCU